GGGGAGACUUGACCAGCCAAAGUCGCUUGGCAUGAAUCAAGUCUCUACUGUAAACUUAGCAUUUCCACGCUCAAUUUAUAGAAGAAAACAAGAUAUGGAAACUAGGAUCUAUCCGAUGAAUUUACUACCCAUCGAGAAUGAAUUCACCGAGAUUGCCCUCUCCCUUCAGCAGGCAGUACCUGGGUACGGAUUCUGUCCAACCGAGGAGGUACUAAUCAAUUACUUGAAGUCAGAAGUACCCGGAUGGAGAGGAAGUUUCUGCAUUAUUCCGACAUUAGAUAACAUCUAUAAGAUUAAUCCAUGGGAGUUACCAGCCAAGUUCAAUGAGAAAUCCAUCAUUCCAUCCAAUGAUCAAGAAUGGUGGUUCAUAUGUCCACAGACGCAGAGCAAGCGGAUUAGUAGGAAAACACGGUGUGGUUCUUCUUGGAAGAUCUCCAGCGACCAUAAAGAUGUUAAGGCCGGAAAAGACAGCAAAAAGAUCGGUUAUAAGAAAAUAUUGGUCUUUCCUAGUGACGCCCCGACGACAUGGGUCAUCCACGAAUAUCAUCUCCUCGACAGUGAUGUGCUCAAUCUAUCCCUCUUUUAUUUGUUACAAUUAGUUAGAUUCGCAAGAUGCACGAAUUCGAUCGUAUGACAAGUAUAGCUACAUUAAUCUGCAGAAACACGCACUAAAAGUUUCCACGUGUCCUAAUGAAGCAGAGAAU
Rhodamnia argentea is the source of this 704-nucleotide messenger RNA. RefSeq names its product NAC domain-containing protein 86-like. Gene Ontology annotation, biological process: regulation of DNA-templated transcription. Lineage: Eukaryota; Viridiplantae; Streptophyta; Magnoliopsida; Myrtales; Myrtaceae. The transcript is spliced from 3 exons. The record is from RefSeq and is a predicted model, not a curated record. Gene Ontology annotation, molecular function: DNA binding. The coding region runs from base 32 to 634 and encodes 200 amino acids.